GUCCGCGAACCAGGUAGACCCAGCUGAUAAAACCAGGUGUCCAGUGCUUCCAUUAUUCACGAGUCUCUACUGGUUACCGGAAGCAACGGUGUUCCGAAGGAAGAUUCGUUCCAAGGAGUUAUAUCCUGCUUCAUUGGAGUUUAAUUAUCGUACGGUCUUCGAGGAUGGCGCAGUGGAUGAGCUUCGUCCUGUUCGUCGUGGCGACGACGAUCGCGGUGACGGAGUCUAGGGCUAUUCCUGCCGAGCCUAUUUCAGUAAUGCUAGACCCGUACGGCAACCCCAUAGUCUUCCUCCGCGAGAAGAGGACAGCGGUCCACCCGUACCCUCACAGAGCCAUGAUGUUCACCGGCUACUACAGACCGGUGCGACGGUCUAAUCACGCUGGCCAAGCGACAGGUGUGUUCGCUCAAGGUAACGCGGUGAGCGGGGAGGCCUUCUUCGGUGGCAUGCAGGCGCCACACUUGAAGAACGGCCCGGAACCGAUCGAAGAACCGGAAGUCUCCAGCGCGGAGGCUCAGGCUGCGCCAGAGCCGGAACAUUCCUACGACGAGCAGGAGCAGACUCAGGUGCAGGAACACGAAGGUUACCAGCCGGAGCACCAUCAUUAUCAUCAGGAGGAGGAACAUUAUCCUCAAGAAGAGGAACAGAAUCAUCAGGAAGAGGAGGAACAUCACAAGCAACAUUUACCUCCUGCUCAGGAACAACCGGAACCGGAACCAGCCCCAGUGUACACCACAGAGGCAGCCCCGGUGACUCCAGCAGAAGAGCCUGUUCACACGGUUCCAGAAGUGGUUACUAAUCGUCCGAAAGUUCAACAAGGGAAGAAAACUAAGAAGACACCGGUAGUAGUGGAGGAGGAAGACGACGACGAAGAAUACGACGAUGAACCAUCGGUUCCUUUCAUUCCUUUCAAGGGAAACCGUCGCCGACAAAAUUACCCGAAUUUGAAUAACUUCUUCCCGAUGGUGUUCAGCUUUCCUGGAGGAUCAUCCCGGUCUGGAGCCCCUGGAUCUCCUCCAGGAGCGGUGACUGCGAUUGCUAAUAGUUAUUCUACUGCUAAAGGAGGCGUUGCUAGUUCAAUAGCAACCGCUUAUGGCGGAUCUCCUAAUGGGAAAAAACGACCUGCACCGACGUCCGAGGAAUAAACGAGGCUAGACAGGUGAGCUGCCUCUCGAUACCGUUAAAAUCAAUAUUCCACGCGACAUUAAUAUGCAGACAGGACAGACCUCUUUUAAUCGUCACGGCGGUGAAAAAUCGACCAGAUAAUCGCCUGAUUGUGAGAGAAACAGAGAGGAGGUCCUUAGAUUUAACUCUUGUCUCGUGAAACAAGUAGAGAUACUUAAUCAAAUUAUGCCAACCCUUUACGAUCACCUAUUAUUAUAAUUAAGUUAAUUAUAAUUGAUUAAUCUUAAAUUCAAAAAUGUUUCUCUUAUGAAAAAUCGAUAUUUUACCAUUAGAAUAAUUAAUUUCCUUUUUAAUCAUUAGAUUCUUAGCUCGUAAGGUGAGGAUUUUUAAUAAUAAAUCAAACGGACAAGUGCAAUAUUAAGUCGAUCGUUGAAAGGGUUCGCAUCAUUGUUGAAACGUUACUGCCAUAAAUUUUAGACGAGAAAUCGAUCGAAACUGAUCACGCGAUUGUAGUAUAGCUCGUAGAUCUGCGUUAGAGAAUAGCUUGCGAAUCCUCAGCACUGCUGAGGUUCCAUGAUAAAUUCUAUCGAGAAUUAUUGUUACUGCCGAAUGUUAGGAUUAUUUUCAAAAUAAAAAGAAACGAUCAAUCUUA
Molecule: messenger RNA, 1777 nt
Organism: Osmia bicornis bicornis
Lineage: Eukaryota; Metazoa; Arthropoda; Insecta; Hymenoptera; Megachilidae
Product: protein tweety
Exons: 4
Coding region: 165-1145 (326 amino acids)
Source: RefSeq, a predicted model, not a curated record